This is a messenger RNA of Ichthyophthirius multifiliis, 705 nucleotides long. RefSeq lists its product as hypothetical. The transcript is spliced from 2 exons. The record is from RefSeq and is a predicted model, not a curated record. Gene Ontology annotation, biological process: translational elongation. Gene Ontology annotation, cellular component: cytoplasm; nucleus. NCBI's taxonomy places the organism in Eukaryota, Ciliophora, Oligohymenophorea, Hymenostomatida.
AUGGUAUUACAAUUAUUAGGACCAGUAGGAAAUAUUCACACUAAUCUGGCAUUAGUAACCGCUGAGUUUUGUAACGUACCUAUAAAUCAUGUAUAUGUAGAAUACAAAGAAGCUAUGGGGAAAGAAUUCAUGAAGAAAUAUCCAAUAGGAAUCGUCCCAAUAUUAAUAACAGAAGAAAAGGAUACAAUAUAUACUAUAACUGCGAUAAUAAAAUAUAUAGUAAGAGCUAGUUAAAAAUUAUAAGGAAAAAACGGUUUAGAAGAAACUAAAAUAGACUAGUUUUUUGAUAUGGCGAUUAAUAGUUUAUACAGCGCAGUUACUGAUGUUACUAAUAGUAUUUACGGAUAUAAGGCUUAUGAUGAGAAUACAGUAAAAAAUGGAAAGAAAUAAUUCGAAAAGUAUUUGAAGUUUUUUAAUGAUUAAUUAAAAAUUGAUGUUUUUUUGGUUGGAUAAAAAUUAAGUAUUGCAGAUAUUGCUUUAGCAGGAGUUCUUCAUUUUGCAUUUAGAGUAGCUUUUGAAGAAAAAAUCAGAUUAGAUAAUCCACAUUGUUUAAGGCAUGUUAGAUAUAUUAGCACACUUUAACCUUUUAGCAAAUAUUUCGGAAGAUUUAAUACUGUUUAAAAAGAAUGGGAAGCUUUUAAAAAAGAAGGUUAAGUGAAAAAUGAUAACAAUAAAAAAGAAGAAUAAGAAUAAAAAUAAAAAUGA